GCAAAAAAUGAAAAAAGUUCCUAUUUUCGAUAUCUUAAUAACUCAGAUGGUACGCCGAAAUCAAAAUCCCUAUGGCUGAGUUGCCUAACUACAAAGCAACGUUGGAUUCGUUGAUUUCCUAAAGCUUUAGUUUUUUUUCUAAUUUGUAGUCGGUGACUCACUCGCUGCGAACCACUUCAAGCCGUCAUUUUUCAAUCUCCGGUGCAUCUUCUAUUCUUCAAUUCCAUUUCUGUUUAUGAUUCCCUCUGUUUCCGUCUCAAAAUCUGAGAGGUUCAAGGCUCUAACCAUUUCUUACUAUAGGGCACCAAAAGAAAUCAUUCUAGAGUCUGUUAGUCAAGGAUCUCACCAUGCAAACAACAUCGUAUAGUCAUCCUUUAAUCUGUUUCUCUUGCAGAAACAUCAGUGCAAAUGGGAAGAAUAAAUAUAAGGUGAAAUUCUGUGCACCGUUUCCCUCUCAAUGGGAUCGGAAAUGUGAAUUCAAUGGGAGACCUCAAAUUUAUAAUUCUCCUGGCCCCAUAAAACCAAAAAGAUUGUUUGUGCUUCAUAACACAGAUGACAGCCAUCCAUCUGCUUCUACGGUAGGUGAUGAAAUGAACACAAACCAUGCUCCAAAUGGCUCAUCACCAGCAUUUCUCAGCAAUUGGUCACCUCCAAGGUAUCUGUGGAGGGGGUUAUCAGUUUUAAUCCUGGCAGGGCAGGUGAUUGUCAAAACUCUAAAGGGAAAGAUUCAUUGGAGGAACACUCUUCAACAACUGGAGAGAGUUGGUCCAAGAUCAGUUGGGGUGUGUCUUUUAACUUCGGCUUUUGUGGGCAUGGCCUUCACAAUUCAAUUUGUAAGAGAGUUCACAAGGUUAGGAUUGAACAGGUCUGUAGGUGGGGUUUUAGCUCUGGCUUUCUCAAGGGAGUUAAGUCCUGUGGUUACAGCAAUUGUGGUUGCAGGGCGCAUUGGAAGUGCUUUUGCAGCAGAGUUAGGAACUAUGCAGGUUUCUGAGCAAACUGAUACAUUGAGAGUUCUUGGUUCAGACCCUGUUGAUUACCUGGUGACACCAAGAGUGAUAGCCACUUGUAUUGCCCUACCUCUUUUGACCCUAUUGUGUUUUACAUUAGGGUUGGCAUCUAGUGCCAUUCUUGCUGAUGGUGUUUAUGGGGUGAGCAUCAACAUUAUCCUGGAUUCAGCUCAGCGGGCUCUCAGAUCAUGGGAUAUUAUUAGUGCAAUGAUCAAGUCACAGGUUUUUGGUGCUAUCAUAUCUAUUGUGAGUUGUGCGUGGGGAGUUACAACUUUGGGAGGUGCUAAAGGUGUUGGGGAAUCAACAACGUCAGCUGUGGUUAUUUCUCUAGUAGGCAUCUUCAUCGCCGAUUUUGCUCUUUCUUGUUGUUUCUUCCAAGGAGCAGGAGAUCAGCUAAAGAAUUGCAUUUAGGCAACUAAUGUUGUCUCUGCAAUUUGGUUUUUCUCUUUUGUACAAAGUGAAUGGUAUGACUUUUCUAUAAAAGGUGUGAUAAAAUUUUUAGAAUUUGAA
Molecule: messenger RNA, 1517 nt
Organism: Vigna angularis (adzuki bean)
Lineage: Eukaryota; Viridiplantae; Streptophyta; Magnoliopsida; Fabales; Fabaceae
Product: protein TRIGALACTOSYLDIACYLGLYCEROL 1, chloroplastic
Exons: 4
Coding region: 348-1418 (356 amino acids)
Biological process (GO): phospholipid transport
Cellular component (GO): ATP-binding cassette (ABC) transporter complex
Source: RefSeq, a predicted model, not a curated record